AUGUUCUCUACUAAGUCUGUCUUCGGUGCCAUCCUGGCUUUGGCCUUUUCUGUCCAAGUUUCAGCUCAUGCAGGCGCCACACCCGCCCUCGGAGUAGCCGGACAGAUCACUCGAGGGGAUGUUGAACGGCCUUCCACUGCCAACCCAUGUGGAGAGGUCAACAUUGCGCAGAACUUGAAUACAGCGACACCGAUUGUUGCGGCCGCUGACGGAACUUUCACCGCCACUGUCCAAAACUUCAAUGGUGGAAGAGAUGGCUCUCGCCAAUUUACGGUGGCAAUCGACGCUGCAGCUGCGGGAACGAAUUUCGUACCAGCUACCGUUACAAAAAAUGGUGACCCCGCACCGGCCGCGGUUGGUACUGAGCAAUUGGUCGGACAACUACCUGCUGGAACUACUUGCACUGGUGGUCAGGCAGGCAACCUCUGCCUCGCUCAAUUCAAGUCUUCUGCCGGCUUUGGUAACUGCGCUGUGAUUCAACAAGGCGCUGCUGCUGCUGCUGGUAACGCUGCUGCUACCGCUGGUAACGCUGCGGCCGGUAACGCUGUUGCUGGAGCCAUUGGUGCUGGAGCUGCUGGGGGUGCCGCUGCUGCUGCUGCUGCAUCUGCAGCUGGAACCGGACGCGGAAGACGUCCUCAAGGCGGACGUGGGCGAGGCCGUAAUGCCGCCGCCGCCGCCGGCACUCGGGCUCCUCGUGCGCUCCUCCAUGCACUUAGAACAGCCGAGGAGAAGUUGUAG
Messenger RNA from Pleurotus ostreatus (oyster mushroom), 738 nucleotides. RefSeq lists its product as uncharacterized. The transcript has 5 exons. Lineage: Eukaryota; Fungi; Basidiomycota; Agaricomycetes; Agaricales; Pleurotaceae. The record is from RefSeq and is a predicted model, not a curated record. The coding region runs from base 1 to 738 and encodes 245 amino acids.